AUGGAGGUCGUGGAAGGGAAGAAGAUCUCCUGGAAGAAACUUGCCUUCCUGUUCUUCAUCUUCGUCUCCUGUCUCUUUGUUUCUCUUCAUCAGUUCAGGACUUCUGAGCCAGACUAUUACGAUUUCAAUCUCUCUCCACAAACAGCCUAUGAUGGAAAUACCAGCGCCCCACCAAAGGCUGAACACCGGCUGACCAUCCUGCUGUGGAAGUGGCCCUUUGGGCAGCAUUUUGAUUUCAUAAACUGCUCGGAGUACUAUGGCGUCCCGGACUGCCACUUCACCGUUGACCAUCGCAGGUUCCAAAGGGCUGAUGCUGUGAUAAUGCAUCACAGGGAUGUAUACUGGGAAGCGAAGGGGCUGGCCCAGCUCCCCAGACUCCCAUCACAGCGUUGGAUCUGGUUCAACCUGGAGUCCCCAACUCACUCUCCAAACUUAGGUGCCAUGAACAACCUCUUCAACCUGACCAUGUCUUACCGGAGAGACUCGGACAUCUUCACCCCUUACGGGGAGCUGCAGCUCCUUGGCCAGCCCCAGUCCCUCAGCAUCCCACCCAAGACCAAGCUGGUGGCCUGGGUAGUGAGCAACUGGGUAGCGGGUUCCCACCGCGUAAAGUACUACGAGGAGCUGAAGAAACACAUCACCGUGGAUGUCUAUGGGCUUCAUCACAUGCCCCUGCCCCGCGACAAGCUCAUUCACACUGUGUCUCAGUACAAAUUCUACCUGGCUUUUGAAAACUCACAGCAUGAAGACUACAUCACCGAGAAGCUCUGGAGGAAUGCCUUAUCCUCUGGCACCGUCCCUGUUGUGCUGGGGCCUCCUCGAGCAAACUAUGAGCGCUUCUUGCCCCCUGACUCCUUCAUCCAUGUCGAUGACUUUGGCAGCGCCAAGGACCUGGCACAGUACCUUUCGGAGCUGAGCGGGGAUGCUGAGAGAUACCAGCGCUACUUCCAGUGGCGCAGGUGGUUGAAACCUGUGCCGGGGGGCAGCUGGGCCCUGAAAGUCUGCAAGGCUUGUCACUUCUUGCAGACGACAGAGGCCAGGUACCAGGUUGUGCCCAAUCUGUCUGGGUGGUUUGUGUAA
Leptosomus discolor (cuckoo roller) is the source of this 1080-nucleotide messenger RNA. RefSeq names its product 4-galactosyl-N-acetylglucosaminide 3-alpha-L-fucosyltransferase FUT6-like. Lineage: Eukaryota; Metazoa; Chordata; Aves; Leptosomiformes; Leptosomidae. Gene Ontology annotation, cellular component: membrane. The record is from RefSeq and is a predicted model, not a curated record. Gene Ontology annotation, molecular function: alpha-(1->3)-fucosyltransferase activity.